GAAAGAGUGUGUUUAACAGAGACUGAAGCACACGGAGAAACGGUGUGUUUAACAGGAAGUGGUGAUUUAGUAAACAUGAGUGUUGUGCUGCUCUCGUUGGUGAAGCAGCGACUCACUGCGGCUGCUGAAGACAUCUUUGUUCUGUUUGAAAGAACGAUAGCAGAGUACGAGGAGGAACUGUCUCGUUCAAAACAGGAGAACGAGAGACACCGGAAACUACUGGACGCUGUUUUACAGCCUCAGCUUCAGAUCCUCAAAGCAGACGUCCAGCAGCUGGUGGUGGUUAAAGAAGAGGUUCCCCCUGAGCAGCAGGAGUGGAGCUCCAGUCUGGACCAGGAGGACCCAGAGCCCCCCCCACACAUUAAAGAGGAGCAGGAGGAACUCUGGAGCAGUCAGGAGGGAGAGCAGCUUCAAGGGCUGGAGGAGGCUGAUAUCACCAAGUCCACAUUCACUCCUGUCCCUGUGAAGAGUGAAGAUGAUGAAGAGAAACCUCAGUCCUCUCAGCUUCAUCAAAGACAAACUGAACACCUGGAAACAGAAGCUGAUGGAGAGGACUGUGGAGGACCAGAACCAGCCAGGAACUCAGAUCCAGAGAGACAUUUACAACCAGAGACUGAGGACAACCCUGGAGACUCUUCUGAACCUGACACUGAAGACAGUACUGAUUGGAAGGAGACCAGAGAACCAGGUUCAAACUCUCAAGAAAAUAAACAAGACCCUGUCAGUGAUUCAAGACGUAGUGCAGGAGAGAAACCAUUCAGCUGCUCAGUCUGUAAUAAAGCUUUUGCAAAGAGUGGAAAUUUAAAGGACCACAUGAGAAUCCAUACAGGAGAGAAACCAUUCAGCUGCUCAGUCUGUGAGGUGUCUUUUACACAACGUGGAAGUUUAAAGGACCACAUGAGAAUCCACACAGGAAAGAAACCAUUCAGCUGCUCAGUCUGUGAGAAAUAUUUUGCAGGGAGAGGAAAUUUAAAUCGGCACAUGGCAAUACACACAGACGUCCAGCAGCUGGUGGUGGUUAAAGAAGAGGUUCCCCCUGAGCAGCAGGAGUGGAGCUCCAGUCUGGACCAGGAGGACCCAGAGCCCCCCCCACACAUUAAAGAGGAGCAGGAGGAGCUCUGGAUCAGUCAGGAGGGAGAGCAGCUUCAAGGGCUGGAGGAGGCUGAUAUCACCAAGUCCACAUUCACUCCUGUCCCUGUGAAGAGUGAAGAUGAUGAAGAGAAACCUCAGUCCUCUCAGCUUCAUCAAAGACAAACUGAACACCUCGAAACAGAAGCUGAUGGAGAGGACUGUGGAGGACCAGAACCAGCCAGGAACUCAGAUCCAGAGAGACAUUUACAACCUGAGACUGAGGACUACCCUGGAGACUCUUCUGAAGACACUGAAGACAGUGGAGAUUGGAAGGAACCCAGAGAACCAGCUUCAAAGUCUGCGAAAAAUAAACAAGACCCUGUCAGUGAUUCAAGACGUAGUGCUAGAGAUAAAUGCUUUAGAUGCUCACAGUGCGGGAAAGAAAAUUGCAGCAAGAUACAUCUGAAUAGGCCCAUGAGCACCCACACAGGAGGGAAACUAUUCAGCUGCUCAGUUUGUAACAAUUCUUUUACACAUAAAGGAAGUUUACAGACACACAUGAGAAUCCACACAGGAGGGAAACCAUUCAGCUGCUCAGUCUGUGACAAUUCUUUUACACAGAAAGGAAGUUUACAGAAACACAUGAGAAUCCACACAGGAGGGAAACCAUUCAGCUGCUCAGUCUGUGACAAUUCUUUUACACAGAAAGGAAAUUUACAGACACACAUGAAAAUCCACACAGGAGAGAAACCAUUCAGCUGCUCAGUCUGUGAGAAGUCUUUAACACGUAAAGGAGAUUUAAAGACACACAUGAGAAUCCACACAGGAGAGAAACCAUUCAGCUGCUCAGUUUGUAACAAUUCUUUUACACAGAAAGGAGAUUUAAAGAGACACAUGAAAAUCCACACAGGAGACAAACCAUUCCAUUGUAGUGUUUGUGAUAAAAGAUUUAUCCGGGGUAAUCUGGUCAAAAUCCAUAAGUGUGUUGGUCGUCAGUCCUCACAGCUUCAUCAAACUGAGGAGAACAGAGAGGCAGAGCCUCCAGCCAGCAGCUCAGCUGAACACCUGGAAACAGAAGCUGAUGGAGAGGACUGUGGAGGACCAGAACCAGCCAGGAACUCAGAUCCAGAGAGACAUUUACAACAAGAGACUGAGGACAACCCUGGAGACUCUUCUGAACCUGACACUGAAGACAGUGGAGAUUGGAAGGAACCCAGAGAACCAGCUUCAAAGUCUGCGAAAAAUAAACAAGACCCUGUCAGUGAUUCAAGACGUAGUGCUAGAGAGAAAUGCUUUAGAUGCUCACAGUGCGGGAAAGCAAAUUGCAGCAAGAUACAUCUGAAUAGACCCAUGAGCACCCACACAGGAGGGAAACUAUUCAGCUGCUCAGUUUGUAACAAUUCUUUUACACAGAAAUCAAAUUUAAAUAGACACAUGAAAAUCCACACAGGAGGGAAACCAUUCAGCUGCUCAGUUUGUGACAAUUCUUUUACACAGAAAGGAAAUUUACAGACACACAUGAAAAUCCACACAGGAGAGAAACCAUUCAGCUGCUCAGUCUGUGAGAAGUCUUUAACACAUAAAGGAAAUUUAAAUAGACACAUGAGAAUCCACACAGGAGAGAAACCAUUCAGCUGCUCAGUCUGUGAGAAGUCUUUAACAAAUAAAGGAGAUUUAAAGAGACACAUGAGAAUCCACACAGGAGAGAAACCAUUCAGCUGCUCAGUUUGUGAGAAGUCUUUAACACGUAAAGGAGAUUUAAAGACACACAUGAGAAUCCACACAGGAGAGAAACCAUUCAGCUGCUCAGUUUGUGAGAAGUCUUUAACACGUAAAGGAGAUUUAAAGACACACAUGAAAAUCCACACAGGUGAGAAACCAUUCAGCUGCUCAGUUUGUGACAAUUCUUUUCCACAGAAAGGACAUUUACAGACACACAUGAAAAUCCACACAGGAGGGAAACCAUUCAGAUGCUCAGUCUGUGAGAAGUCUUUAACACGUAAAGGAGAUUUAAAUAGACACAUGAGAAUCCACACAGGAGAGAAACCAUUCCAUUGUAAUGUUUGUGAUAAAAGAUUUAUCCGGGGUAAUCUGGUCAAAAGCCAUAAGUGUGUUGGUCGUCAGUCCUCACAGCUUCAUCAAACUCAAACUGAGGAGAACAGAGAGGCAGAGCCUCCAGCCAGCAGCUCAGCUGAACACAUGGAAACAGAAGCUGAUGGAGAGGACUGUGGAGGACCAGAACCAGCCAGGAACUCAGAUCCAGAGAGACAUUUACAACCAGAGACUGAGGACAACAACAAGGAUAACAUUUUCUGUUCAUUUUCAGACGUCCAGCAGCUGGUGGUGGUUAAAGAAGAGGUUCCCCCUGAGCAGCAGGAGUGGAGCUCCAGUCUGGAAAUAAUGUAUGACACUCCAGGAAUAGAGGGGGAGAGAAACAAAUGA
This is a messenger RNA of Trematomus bernacchii (emerald rockcod), 3513 nucleotides long. RefSeq names its product zinc finger protein 271-like. Gene Ontology annotation, cellular component: nucleus. The transcript has 6 exons. The coding region runs from base 76 to 3513 and encodes 1145 amino acids. The record is from RefSeq and is a predicted model, not a curated record. NCBI's taxonomy places the organism in Eukaryota, Metazoa, Chordata, Actinopteri, Perciformes, Nototheniidae.